GUGCGUUCGCGUCCAUGUGCGGUAUCGUAGUCGAGGCGAAACCACUCUCGACCGCUCAUCGCGUGAACGGCGUGAAUAGCUAUGCAGGGCGUCACGGUGACAUCGUCCCCAGCCAAGUCGUACACCAUCAAGGACAGGAUUGCACAGAUCUACUACAAGCAUGGGCUGUACUGUUCGAGCCAUCCCCUCACCCUCAUCUCAUUUGCCAUCUUUACCUUUCUCAUCGCUUGCUACCCGCUGUUGCACAUCCCAUUGCUGGGCAGCUCCUCCCAGCAGUUCUCCACACCCAUCGCCCUGUACAGCGCCGAGUUGGACGAAGACUCCCAGACAAUUGGGCCCCGUUGGUUUCAGGGACCCCCGGUGGCUUACGUGCAGCAGGUAGUGGUGAAGGCAGCCGUGUCGCCGUGGCAACAAAGUCUGAUGCUCAUGGACGCCUUCCGCUCUCCGUUGGCAGAGUCCUUUCAUUUGACGGAACUCAUCAACAACCACCAGUUUGUGGACAGCAAUUCAACGGUCCACACCCUUCAAGACAUGUGCAUGCAAGUCUCUGAGCCCAAAGACAAGGUUGCUGCGACAUCUCUGCCUCAGUUCGGCUGCUUGACUUUGUCGCCAACCUAUGUUUGGAAGCAGGACUACAACAGUUUUCGUCACGACAGCCAGAUCCUCAUGAGCAUCUUCGACUUGAAAGACGAGACAUCCGAUUCAUACUAUUUAAGAGAAAUCCUCUUUGGAGUGCCCUGGAAAGAGACUGGGAUCAAGAAACUGUGCGUGCGCAACCGACAGAGAGUCAUCACGUUUGCGGUCACCAUGGUCCUUAAAAAAUGGGAUCCCGACAUCAUUCACUCCCUGGAAGACAAGCUUCGCCAGGCGUACCCGAGCCACUCCCACAACUCCUCCACGCAGCAGCGGGACCAGCAGGAGAUUGUGCACGUGCACUUCCAGUACCAGCACACGCUAGCCGAGUUUGUGCCCCUCGGAACGAUAUACUUCGUCCUCUUCUUCUACAUCUACUUCUCCGUCCGGAAAAUCGAGUUGGUCAAGUCCAAGUGGGCCAUAUCAGUCAGCGCGGUGCUUACAGUCGUUAUGUCGCUCUUCAUGUCCGUCGGGCUGUGCCUCUGGUUUGGCCUGAAUCCUACUCUCAACGGGAGCCCACUGGUGUCGCCCCGCUCCUCCUGCCUCCCCAGUGAGAUCCUGCCCUACCUGGUGGUGGUGGUUGGUCUCGAGAACAUGCUGGUCCUCACCAAGUCGGUGGUCUCCACUCCGGUCCACGUGGGUGCAAAGGUGCGCCUGGCGCAAGGCCUAAGCAAGGAGGGCUGGUCUAUCACCAAGAACCUGCUGACAGAACUCUUACUGCUCACCUUUGCUUUCCUGACGUUUGUGCCAGCCAUACAGGAGUUCUGCAUGUUUGCUGUUGUUGGCCUGCUCUCGGACUUCUUCCUGCAAAUGGUGUUCUUUGCCACCGUACUAUCCAUCGACAUCCAGCGCAAGGAGAAGUUUGACCUCAAGAAGGGAAGGUCAGAGGCAUCCAAUACCUGGACUGGCGAAGACAAGAAUCUUGUGAACACCGACACUAGGAACUCAGUCGGCGUGCUUUACAGGUCACGGAGGUCGGAUGGCGUUCCCGUGGUGACCUACGGCUCCAACCGGGCCAUGUCAAGAAUAUUUGCGACGCCCACUUCGCCCAUCCUUAAACUGCCCAAGCGCCUGCGCCUGGUCUACUUCUGGGCACGCAUGCGUCUCAUCCAGAGGGGGCUCAUGCUGGGCCUUGUCGUUUGGAUAGUGGUGCUGAUUCACAGCAUGGGCAUCGUUGGAAAGUUCACCGACAGCACGGGCAACUUUGGACCCAACCUGGCUGAAUCGGUCCACCCGUUCGUCCAGAUGCUGACGGGGCAGAAUGCCUCCGAGGAAGGCGUGGAAGAUUCCAUCUCCAAGGACCAGCCACAAGCACACCACGUAGACGCCAACUUGCACCACACAAACACCCGCCUCUGGGAAGAACUUCCUACAAAACACUGGACAACACUGUUCGGCUACUACAAUGUCUCGGUGGCCGGAAGGUACAUCAGCAUUCUACCGCCCGUGUUCCUUUCCAUCCCCGUGCCUGCCAGCAAAGCCGUUGAGAUGCGUCAUCCCGACGACCCCCGCACCAUGUUCCAUGCCAACUGGCGUCUCAUACCAAACAUUGACGGGGAGCAAGAGAGCUCGCCAGGGGGCGGCCUGGUCCACCCGGCCAGCAGAGCCGAGGCGACGCUGGUGCUGGCGCUGUCCAUCCCGACGGUGCUGUUCAUCGUCUACCUAUUCGUCACCCUGUACCGGUGCAUGUGCUCCCGCAACUACGCUGAAUGGCGUACCUCCUGGUCCACGCUGUACCCGUCGGGGUGCCAGGACCCCGACACCUUCCUCGUCAUGGAUACCUACCCCAUCGAGCUCCGAGGGCACUCUCAGGAAGUUGAAUGCAUCAUAACAGAAGACAACACCAUCGUGAGCUCCGAUCUCAAUGGUGACAUCAAGAUCUGGGAUGCAAACACUGGAGAAUGCAUUAGCACCCUCAGUAGAAGAAGGCACUGUUUGAAAGAACCGAAACAGGAGAGCUACAGCCUGCGCGCAAGUGGCAGCUUUUCCUCGGACUCCACCUACGGUUCUUCCCCGACCGAGUCGUGUGACUACGGCUUCGGCAGCAUGCACUUCAGGGACCACUCUGCGGACUUCUCCAUCAACCCAGGCAGCCCCGCCACCCUGUCACCCGCGCUGACACCCGAGGACUGCCACCACGGCAAGGGAUACGACUUUUCGAGGUUUCUCCAGCCCGGCCUGCUGUCGGUGUCGCGGGAAUCCGAGGACCGAGACUCAAGUGUGCACCAAGUUCAGCACGAGCUCGGUAACGAAGAGGUUGGUGCGGCGGGGGAUGCCAAGGCCACACGUCUCGAGUUCCAGCCCGUCUGGUGCAUGGGCUGCUACGGCCACUGGCUGGUGGUCGGUUGCCAGAACGGGCGACUGGAGCUGUGGCAUAUGCUGACUGGUCGGCUUUGUGGCGUGUACACAGACAACACGGCGGAAGGUGUGACGACGCUCACAGUUUCGGGGCAUCGGAUCAUCACGUCUCGAAUAAAUGGAGUCCUCGAGUGCUGGCACCUGGAAAUGCAUUGCGACCGCAGGCACUCCGACAGAGGAGCGGCGAUGGAAAACGGAGACGUCCAAGCCAAGCUCGUCUGGGUGAACAGCGUGCGGGCACAUACGCAGCCAAUCUCCGCAGUGUGCGUCGAGGGGGGCCAGAUAGUCACGGGCAGUCUGGAUCGGCUACUCAAGGUCUUCCGCUGCGACACAGCAAUGUGCGUGUACACUCUUCAUGGGCACAGCGGUGGCAUUUCUGCUAUUCAUGUUGAGCCUGGGGCGUCGGCGGCCGUGAGCGGUUGCCAGGAUGGAGUGGUGUGCGUCUGGGACCUGAUGACGGGCACGUGUGCCUACAGCCUGACGGCGCACAGAGGGGCCGUGCUGGCCCUGCGCACCACGGGCCUCUACAUGCUCUCCCUCGGCUCGGACUCGAGGCUGCGCAUCUGGGAGAAGAGCCAGGGGCACCUCCUGCACACGCUCUACCAGGCAAACACAUUGUGCAACAACAUGGCCCUUCUGUCAGACAACAUUGUUGUCACGGCUAAGGAGGACCACUUGAUCUUGUGGGACGUGAAUCAAGGCGAAGCCGUCCAAAUGGUCCUUUUAGGUCCCGGAGACUCCGGCAUUGCCGUGCACCAAGUACACUGCACCGCAGAUGCGGUAGUGUGUGACUAUGGCCACAGUCUGUGUGUGGUGUACUUCCCAGCAUUGAGCACCAAGUUUGACUAGCCCCACCUUCCCACCAAAGAUCUUCCGAGUCGGCCAGAGCAGCUUGUAUCUGCGCAAGAGUGGAACAGACACCUCUGUCACGCUGUGCAUUGCACCUUGUAAGGCCGUGGAUUCAAUCACUUUGUGGCCCGGUCCGGAACUUAUUACUGCAUUAGUGGUUGGAGGCCACGGUGCAGUGGGGUCAGGACCCCUCGUGACCGACGGGUUGACGUCGCAGAAAGCAUGACAAGAAUGCGACACCGAAUGGACCCCACUUCGUCUUGCGAGCAAAGGGAGUUUUGCAUUUCCCAGCGAAAGAUCUCCGUAACAAGAGCGUCCGUUGAGUACAGAGCCCAGUCAUGUGAAGAGACAUUUCAGGUCUUUCGACUGCUAUCACGUCGAUCGACAAAUACACUUUGUGUUAAGAAAAAAAAUGUGGUUUUUAAGUUCCAAUUUGUUUCCGUUUUAAAGUUGCCCUCUUCCUAGUGUGUUAGAUUUGGACGUUUUUAGCGAGACGUUGUAUAAAUUAAUGGCCUUGUUGUUUUGCCUUCUGUCGGUCCUGUGAUGAAUCGGUGUGAUGUGUUUUCUUGGAAAAAGACUGAGAUCUCGGUCACACGUGACAAUGUGCAGCUUUAAUGGGGUUGGUAACUUUGGGCAUGAAUGUAUGGAGGCUAGGUGAAAAGUGUGUGGACAAGGUCCCUUGUCUACUGCAGUAGUCCUUAGUUGCGAACCAUUUGAGUGAAUGCUGGCUCACCUGCAUGCUUUUUCUAUGUACAGCCCUGUGUGCAAGUUUGACUCAUAUUGUUUCUCCAUUUGAUGGAUGUAAACUGAAUUUUAAUCUUUUCAAACGAUAGUGUGGCCCACUCAUAAUGGCUCCGUCAUAACAGGCUAUCAUAAUCGCGACAUAUGAAAAAAUCUGUUACGGUUUUGUAAUGGACUUUCCAAAUGUGAAUGGCAAACCCUAACCUAAUACUAAAUUACCGAGACACCUGGGCUGCAGUGCAGGAAUUUACAACGAAUGCAGUUUGCACACCAGGAAUUUAUCAUGAGUGGUUUGUGUUGCAGAAUCGCUGCAGUUGAAUUUGUAAUGUCUGGUUUCACAAGUCCUCCAGUUUUAGUUCUGAAGACAAAUGAACAUUUAACUUGGCUGAAAUGAGCCGUAACAUGUUGUCCUCACUUUGGGCACCGUGAUACUGAUAACAGUAACCACUAAGAUGUAUCAUAUGACAUAUGAAUGGUGAUGAACUUUAAUGUAAUAUGUAUUCUAAUGGAGGUUCCAUACAAUUUCUGAAGUUACAUAUAUACCAGAACAGAUGGCUAGAAUGUGAGCAGAACAGUCACUUGCAAUGAAGCUUAGAGAGACGUUUACUAAAACAAACCACAAAAAGCCCACUACCCAGAAGAAAAAAAAAAAAUAUUGCGCUUCAAAUUGUGGUUUUCUUGCACGUGAAAGCCGCCAGUCGAGAAUCGGAUAUUUAAAUUUGCUCUCGCCUCCUUUCGCAAGCAGUAAGAACAUAGUGCAUGAAAUAUUUUCUGUCACUUAGGCCAUCUAAGGCACAUAUUCAUCAAUAAAGGUAAUGGAAUCUAUGGACGUAAUCAUUAUGGCCACCAAAACACAAAAAAUGAAUUGAGUGUAUAGUUGUGGAGAGUAAAUCGUACGACACCUUUUCACCAUAAGCUGCAGUGCCCUGCACUGGUCCUGUGACUUCAAUUUCACUGCUUUUUUUGUCCUCAAAUAUGUCACUCGUCAGCAAAAAAAUAUUUUAUGUAGUGGCUUGACACCAUAUUUUAGUGUUUUCUGCUAAAUAAUAAAUUAUAUUUUCUUUAGAUUGUCACCAUCCUUUUGAGAAAGAAAUAAAUCCCCAAAACUUGGCAGUCUGGAGGCAUUUGUUUGUUGCCUCUAAUUGUCUUGAAGAGAGUAUCUGUUCUUGCCUAUUGCUUUGUUGUUUCUAGGUACUCAAAAAAAAAAAGUAGGACUACCUAGGGAUUGUCGUAUGUCAUCCAGGACAAACAUCUAAAGACUACAAAAAGGGUGAUUUUCGAAGCUGACACCCCAUAGCAAUGGAGGAUGGAAGACUUUUUAGGGGACAAACUGAUGUACAGUGAGUGACUCCAUAUUCAGAAUGUAGAUAUUUAAAUGGCUCUCAAUGUGCCCCAUUGGUAUCACCUUGGAACCUGAUACUGUGCUAGAUGAACUUAUUUGUGUCUUAUUUAUGAAGUGCCAUGGCCAAAGCAUUGAUGAGCUUGGGUGCACAACUACUGCACAUCGCAACAUUUGCGGUAUAAAAAAAAACUUCAAAAAUUAUGUAUGUGUCCCCUUUAUCUUUAUUGGUGUUAGACGAUUUUGUGCAUUCAUUUUUAAAUACACUUCUUUCUUUAAGCCUCAUUUGCACCAGUAAUGUGGAAUAUAAAUUUGGGCUCUUAUGACCUAUGAGACUACAGAGAAUUGUGGCAAAUGGUCAUGAUCACAACAGUAAUUACAUUGCACUACAGGGUUCCCAGAACAUCAGAUCAUUGCAACUUCUCUAAGAUCUACAGUGCCUUGAGAGAGGAGUGUGAUCGCUUGGAUGUCAGUUCCGAGUGUCCUAUCCCGGGAAGGCAAUUAGCUCAUUUGUAUAUAGGUAUGGUAGAGCUUGAUGCCGCAUAUAUUUUCGACACUCCUUGAAGACAGUACAAAAGCUUGGAAGCUCCUGCAAGAAGAUUGUCCCCACAUCUUCCUAGCUGUCGUCUUUAGGAAGCUUGAGAGUGCAUUGUCUCUUUCCAUGCUGAUGCGUGAUUGUAGUUAAUAAUUUAAUCUGUAUGUACGAUCUGUGUGCAGUUUGUCUAAGUUAUGGCUCUAAAGACCACAGCACAUUUGCUCGACCUCACUGCUGUCAUUGGCUGUCAAUCGUAGGUUAUUCGUAUUUCUUCCCCCUUGCUGAAUGUACAUAAAUGAGAAUGUUUGAUUUAGUUCUAAUCUCGAUGUAGCUACAAUUUGUUUUUGUAAAUAUUCAUCUUUUUUUUUUUUUUUCGUAACCAAAGCAAAAUGAGCAUGAAAUCAACUGAAUGUGCCUGACUCCAGAGGCCUAGUGCCAUCAUACUUGUGAACUUUAUGCUCUAUCCAUGUACGUGUUUUCAAACCUUGCUAUUGUGUGUGCUUUUCUAAAAGGAUAGAAAGAAAUGAUGGAGUUGGACUCAAGCACAUGCUAAAAAUGUUUUCUUAAAAUUUUAAUAAUUUUUUCCUAAGAUUAAUUUGUCUUAAUUGUUAUUUUAUCUUCCCUCAUCUUACAAAGUUAUCUUUCCAUCUGGCUGACAAUUCUCUUUUUUUAAAAACAUUAAAAUAUUUUCGUGGACAAAUUUUAUGUCCAUGUCAGUGUUGAUUGAACUCUCUUGGUAUUAGCAUGCAUGUUUGCAACGACCCACUAUCGUGAGUCAAAUGAAGUAACAAGCAUUUCAGGGACCCUGUCAAUGUCCCCCUUUUUUAAUUUAUCAAUGUAGGCACAGUGACCUUUAAAAAAGUAUUGUAUUCACUAAUUACUUUUUAUCUUGACUGAUGUUUAUGAGGAUAAGCUACAAACAUGCAGAUUAAUAGACAUCAAUAAAAGCAAUGAUAUGGACCUGUAAAGAAAAAAAAACGUAAGUUCCAUGGGAUUUGAACCCACAACUCUCCACUGCUGGUGGUAUGCUAACACUAAAUGUGUGUGUUUGCCAUUAUAUUUAAUUUUAGAUGGUUAACUUGUCUGCACAUUUUGAAGUAAUCUAUUUACUUUCCAGCAGAUUAGGAGGCGUCUGUUGAACAUCCCUUUGCCAGAGGGAAAUGAUAACAAGUGAUUGAAAGACGACCAUGUUAUCGAGUUGAAAUUUAUUUAUAUUCCAAUUGAGUUUUGCUCGAUAGAGGUGUUGAAGGGGUUCUCUAUCUGUAUAAUGGUAAGCGGUGGUAAAUAUACAUAAAGCAUAUAUUUUUUACACAUUUGGUAUACAUACCACGCAAUUUCUCGAACAGCUGCAAUUUAAGUUGAAGGCCCUUUGUGAUUGCACAUAUUGUAAGCAGGUAUUCAUAUAUUGCCUCGUGAUAGCAAGAAUAAAGAUGCUCAACACGUUAACGGAACACUUUCUGCGGUACGGUUCACACUGAAUGUUUAUGUUGUUUGUGUAUGUAUGUAUCGAAACAAUGUGAUGUGAUUCUCAAUUGCGGAAUAAAUUUCUGAAAAGUUU
Ixodes scapularis (black-legged tick) is the source of this 8013-nucleotide messenger RNA. RefSeq names its product sterol regulatory element-binding protein cleavage-activating protein (gene SCAP). NCBI's taxonomy places the organism in Eukaryota, Metazoa, Arthropoda, Arachnida, Ixodida, Ixodidae. The record is from RefSeq and is a predicted model, not a curated record. Gene Ontology annotation, biological process: SREBP signaling pathway. The coding region runs from base 82 to 3840 and encodes 1252 amino acids. Gene Ontology annotation, molecular function: protein binding; sterol binding. The transcript is spliced from 29 exons. Gene Ontology annotation, cellular component: Golgi membrane; endoplasmic reticulum membrane.